GGCUCGGGCUGACUUGAGACGGGCAGCACCUCCUUCCAAUCCCAGGACGUGACAGCUUCCCACAGCUGCUGUCGAGGCCUGGCCAUUUGGGGCAGCUGGGCAGUGAGAGAAACUUGGCCUGUUGGCCCCGGGUGCUCCAGAACUCUCCUCCGAGUAGGAAGCUGGUCCUUUCCUGCAAGUAGCAACCGAUCCCCGGAACAGCUGCUGCCAUGACCUCGGUCCGCGAAGUCUCCAGCAUUGCCGAAGACCUGCUGUGCCCUGUCUGCCUCUCCAUCUUCCAGGACCCCCGCAUGCUGGUCUGCGGGCACAACUUCUGCCUCUCCUGCUUGGAGAGCUGCGUCGUCCCCAAGGGGCAGCACCAGGGAACGUGCCCCGAGUGCCGGGAUCCCUUCGACCUGAAAGAUGCCGCCCGCAACAGGGUCCUGGCCAACUUGUCUGAGAAGGCCCGGCUCCUGCGGCUGGAGCAGGGUCCCCCGUCGGGUGGGACCGGGAGCUCGUACUUUUGCGAGGAGCACGAAGAGCCUCUCAAGCUCUUCUGCAGCCAGGAUGAGGCCCCUGUCUGCGUGAUCUGCCGGGAUCUGCCUCAGCACCAGGGCCAUAGCUUUUUGCCUAUCAAGAAUGCUGUCACAGGUUUUCAGGAUAAACUGAAAGCAUCUCUGGAACCCCUGGAGAAUGGGGUGAAGUGGGCCAUAAAUAAUCAGUCUCAACAGCAGGAGGCCAUGGAAGAACUGGAGAAUCUCAAUCAACACCUGUGUGGCUGCAUCUUCAUUGCGUUUGAGGAACUGCGUGAAAUCCUCAACGAGAGAGAGCAGAACAUGAUGGAAACGGUUAGGCAGAUGAAGGAGGAGAACCAGGCAGAAAUGGAGAGAAGACUGGAAUAUCUGAGAGCGUUCAGCUCAGCUCACACAGAGACCAUAUCUGGGAUCGAAGCUGCCUUGGCGGAAACCAACGAAUUUGCCUUCUUGAAGGGAGUCAAGGAACUGACAGGAAGAGUCCAGGAACGACUUAAAGAGCAGGUUGACGAAACAGCCAAAGAAGCCUGCGAGGGUGGAGAAGGGGAAGAGGAAAUUAAGGAGGAAGGCAACCAAGAUGAAGAUGCUGGUGAAAAUCUGGGCGAAGGCAAGGCCGGUGGAGAUGUCACUGAUGAAGAAGAAACUUACGAAGGAGCCGAAGCCCAGGGUGCAGAAGGAGAAGAUGAGGAGUGGGCCAUUGUGCCUGUCGACCCAGCUCUUGAAGAACUGGAAGAGUUGCUGGAUUUUGAUUCCUGGAAGGAGAUGCUGAGAAGCAUCAGUAUCAGGGAGACCUUUGUCCCAGACUCACCUUGCCACUCUCCAACUCCAGAGAAAGACAUGCCCCAGCUGGAAGACAGCGAUUUCUUACCCAAAGAAGCACCUUGGCGAAGCACUGGUUCCACUGAGGCUCCCAUCGUAGCUGAAGCUCCGAGUCAACCACCACGCAGCUCAUACUUUCGUGGCUUCCAACAGAUGCCCUUUUUGGGUUCCUUUCCGCCCUUUCCUUUCGGAGGGCAGUUUGGGCCUGGACAUGGGUGGAUGUCCCAUCCCAGGCUGGGCCGCGGCACAUUUCAAGGCAGGCGAGGGCCACGUAGCCAUCCUUUUGGCCCCCGAAGGGGCCAAGGCAGAGGAUAUUAUCCGAACACACAGACAUCCCAAUCCAGCGAAGGCAAAGCUUUGCCUCAGCAUCGCUGGAUGCCCCCUAGGAAUGAGCCGCCCAAGCCCAGAGAAGCUCAAGUCCCAGGGCAGGGAGGGCAGUGCAAGCCAGAAAAAGCAGGUGGGGGGUCCUCAGCGACAGAGCCCCCCAAACCAAGGGAGGCUCAUGGUUCGGGGCGAAUAGGAAGAGGAGGUUGGUCCAAUAAGCAGAAGACCCAAUCCAGUGCAGAUCAAAGCGGAGGUGGAUCUGUCAAGAACGAGGCUCGUGCCUCCAGUCAGGCAGGGUCGGGGCAAGGGCAAGGAUCUGCAAAGAGGCCCCCAACCCCCAACAAAGGGGGCGAAGCCUCGGGAAACAAGGGAUCUCAGAAUAAGCAUCACGGAGGGCGAGGGCGUGGUAGGGGCCGGGGUUCAGCCAAGGGCCCCCAGAACAAAUAGCUGUUUCCAUCAGAGGUGGCUGUUGUUGGACGCCGAAAGAAGGACGUAUUAAGAGAAGUGACCUUGUUUGGGCAUGUGGUUUCAUUCGUUGCACUUAUCUCUCAACCUCGGUCCAUACUGGAGUUCAUGUGCAGGAGAGCGCUCUUGCAACAACCGCUAUGGGAAGGAGGACACGGGACUCGAGCGAGGCCUUCACUCUGGUCCAGUGGCGUACUCUGGUGUGUCCAAGCCACAUAUGUUUAGCUGGUCAACGUAGGUGAAACGAUGUAGAAACCUUUGGACUUUAGAAUGUGCCUCUGAUUAAUUGAGCAGUAGUUUUCAUUCGUUUUGUUUUUAAUGCAAUUAUGUGUGUUUCGAGUACUUGGCAACAACAAAAGGCUGGCGCUUCGUUCCUGUCCAGAAGAUGCAUUUUUCCCUACUCCUCUCUAUUCGUGGAAAGAAAUGCUUCUCCUAAAAAUAGGAAUCUUUUUCAGCUCAGGGGCAGCAGCGUCUCAUGGGUGCAGCCCUCUGGGGGCCAGAGGCAGAAAAGUGGAAAGAGCAAUGGAUACAACUCCUCUCUCUCUCUCUCUCUCUCUCUCUCUCUCUCUCUCUCCAGCAGGCUACAUUCCAGCCACACAAAACUCAGGUUUCCCCCCCCCUGCACCCGCAUUCCAUCUCUCCAUCCUCCCAUCAGGCAAGCAAGAUGUGUUAUUGCAGUUCAAGGAGGCAUUCAAAGCUGACAAAACCAGAAUAGACGUGACGCAAGGCAGGAGUGUGGCCUGAGAAAAGACAUAGAUUCAUAUAAUUGAAGAGUUUGAAGGGACCCAAAGGGCAUCUAGCCCAGCCCCCUGCAAUGCAGGAAUCUCAGCUAAAGCAUCCAUGACAGAGGGCCAUCCAACCUCU
This is a messenger RNA of Podarcis muralis (Common wall lizard), 2984 nucleotides long. RefSeq lists its product as uncharacterized. Lineage: Eukaryota; Metazoa; Chordata; Lepidosauria; Squamata; Lacertidae. The record is from RefSeq and is a predicted model, not a curated record. Gene Ontology annotation, molecular function: zinc ion binding.